AUGUCAGAUGGAAACGUGACGGUAGCCUCCAAUGUGCUGGGCACCAUUGGAACGGUGCUGUGGUGCAUUCAGUUGAUUCCUCAGAUCUGGUAUAACUAUCGCCGCAAAAAGACCGAUGGAUUCCCCGCAGCGAUGAUGCUAUUAUGGGCGAGUUGCUCUGUCCCGAUGGGGGCUUAUCUCAUUUUGCAGCAAGUCAAUAUUCCUCUGCAAAUCCAGCCGCAGAUCUUUGGAUUCUUUUCCCUCGUUGGCUGGGGCCAGAUUCUAUACUAUAACUAUAACUAUAGCCGCUCGAAAGCUAUCUUGCUUUGCUCUGCGGUUGUCCUGUUAUUUGGCGGUCUUGAAGCUCUCCUCAUCCUGACCUUGCGGAUUCCAUAUAACAAGGGUAUAACCUGGCCUGACCUUGUGGUAGGAGUUUUCGGGGCGAUUCUAAUAAGUGCGGGUUUAAUUCCACCUUACUUUGAGUUGUGGAAGAGGGAUGGCCGUGUCAUCGGAUUCACUGCCCAAGGAUCUUUCGAUAUUCUUGGUGGAAUAAUGUAUAUUUUGGUGGUGGUUCUCGAAUCAGGCAUCUACAUCAGCCAUAUCAUCUGGCGUUUCCGGUACCGUAAGCUUCGCAAGGAGGCGAAAGAAAGUGGAAGGAGUAUAGAUGAUCUCCUGGGCUUGACGAGCAACAAUACCCAAGAAUCAACAGAGACCCAGACUGGUGUUGUUGACCAGGAUGGGGAUGUUGAGAAACAGGAAGUUGGAAGGGUGGUAGAAACUUGA
This is a messenger RNA of Penicillium subrubescens, 762 nucleotides long. Its product is annotated as PQ-loop repeat-containing protein. The record is from RefSeq and is a predicted model, not a curated record. Lineage: Eukaryota; Fungi; Ascomycota; Eurotiomycetes; Eurotiales; Aspergillaceae. The transcript is spliced from 7 exons. The coding region runs from base 1 to 762 and encodes 253 amino acids.